Acomys russatus (golden spiny mouse) is the source of this 334-nucleotide messenger RNA. RefSeq names its product NADH:ubiquinone oxidoreductase subunit A3 (gene Ndufa3). The transcript is spliced from 5 exons. The record is from RefSeq and is a predicted model, not a curated record. Bases 16 to 270 code for a protein of 84 amino acids. Gene Ontology annotation, cellular component: mitochondrial inner membrane. NCBI's taxonomy places the organism in Eukaryota, Metazoa, Chordata, Mammalia, Rodentia, Muridae.
GCCUCCAAGACCAAGAUGGCCGGGAGAAUCUCCGCCUUCCUCAAGAAUGCCUGGGCGAAGGAGCCGGUGCUGGUGGUGUCCUUCUCUGUCUGGGGCCUCGCUAUAAUUAUGCCCAUGAUCAGCCCCUACACCAAGUAUGCAGAAAUGAUCAACCGGGCCACACCCUACAACUACCCAGUGCCUGUGCGAGAUGAUGGGAACAUGCCCGAUAUCCCCAGCCACCCCCAGGACCCUCAGGGCCCAAGCUUGGAAUGGCUGAAGAACCUGUGAAUACUCUUGCUGAUGGAAGAGGCCCCUUCCCUGCUGCCCUCCAAUAAAAAAAAAAUGUGAAAAU